Pecten maximus is the source of this 8739-nucleotide messenger RNA. RefSeq lists its product as uncharacterized. The record is from RefSeq and is a predicted model, not a curated record. Lineage: Eukaryota; Metazoa; Mollusca; Bivalvia; Pectinida; Pectinidae. Gene Ontology annotation, molecular function: protein binding; oxidoreductase activity; serine-type endopeptidase inhibitor activity.
CACUGACUUCUCCAAACUGAUAACAUCUUGUUUAGAACAAUAACUGUUGACAUCAUUGUCUUGUCCUCAGCCAUGCAGCAGGAUGAUAACAUCACACCCAAAUUCUCAGCCAGGUAUCGCUAUGGAGAUGAACCAGAUAUACACGAAGUUGUCAACAAUCUGGAGAUAGAGAAUAUGUAUCUGAAGGAGGCGCUGAAGUCCUUGGACCAGUGUGUGUGUUACCCACAGUGUAUUGUAGAUGGCGUUGUCUAUGACGACGGAGACACCUGGCAACAGAACUUCUGUACCAUCUGUGUUUGUCAGAAAGGACAACCAUCAUGCUCACCUCGUCUCGACAUGGCCAACUGCACAGCCCCAUGUGCAGACUCCCCGUGUAAAAAUGAGGGAUCGUGUGUAGACGUCGGGAUGGACGGAUACCACUGUGAAUGUGUUCCCCCCUUUGAUGGCCCCACAUGUGAUGUACGACAGAAUCCCUGUGUGUGGCCCCUGGAAAUGGGCUGCUGUGAUGGUAACAACACUGUGCUCCGAUACUUCUAUGACAGGUUCACCGAGGAUUGUCUCCCUUUCAACUACUCAGGAUGCGGUGGAAAUGUCAACAAUUAUGAGACAUUAGAACAGUGCCGCAGUGUGGCCAUGACUGGGGCCUGCUGCUUCAGGAGGUUCAAGACAGACGUUGAUGCACUUAUAGAUGGGGAACAAGGGGAGGAGUCAAAGUGUGAGAUCCUGAGUAUCGGUGAUUGUCGGAGUCUCCAUGGUGACAAAAGGCUAGGCUACCAGCUAGAGGUAACUGCCUUUGCCCCAGGCCAGCUUUGUGAGGAGGUCAACUGUCUAAUGCCCUCGGACAAGUGUAUGUAUGAUGGCCAGACGUACUCACCUGGAGACAAAAUACCACAGGGAUGUCAGGAUUGUGUGUGUGAAGCUGAUGGCCAAUGGACCUGCAGUUGUAAGGUGGUAUCGGAGAGGAAGGAAAUCCGUGACAUGACACGUGAAGAGCUCGUCAAAUUUUACUCCGCUGUCCAGCAGCUCCGACUUAGCGGUCCUGGUAAUGACUGGGAGAAGUUACGGGAUGUCUACAUGACUCACAGCAUGCAGGCCAACGGCGGCCAUUUCUAUCUUCCAUGGCACCGUGUCUUCCUACGGCGUCUGGAGCAGAAGUUACAGAAAAUUGACUGUUCCAUCACACUCCCAUACUUUGACUUCACGACAGACCCGGGCAGACUUGCUGAUGCCAUCGUCUGGCAGCCGAGUUACUUUGGUGGUAAUGGAGAGGGCGACAGCUGCGUACCUGACCAUCCAUUUGGUCAGCCAGGAUCUUGGCGUCCUUGCAUAAUGCGAAAGUUUGAUAUGGCUGUUCCAAUUCCUUCAUUAGCAGAUCUGUCCAUCGCACUUAGCAGUGAGAGCUUCCUAGAUAUGAGUAUGUUUCUGGAAACCUACCUCAGUUAUGUCCAUCGCUAUAUCGGAGGAGACAUGCUCACUACCGGUGCCCCAUAUGAUCCCAUUUUCUAUUCCAUCCAUGCAUUUGUAGAUAUGUUGUACUGGCAAUGGCAGCAAAAAGGAAACAACAAAAACAUGUUCCCUGGAGCCUAUGGAAACAUUCCAAUGGUACCCUUCAACAUUCCAGCCCGCAGUGUUCUCGAUCUUGAAGCUGAAGUAUGUGUGACCUAUGCCCUCCCCUCUAAAGGUAACCCCUGUAAUGUGACCAUGAACCCUGGCCCUGACAAUAGCAGACAGCCUGACCGUGGUGACAUACCGGCUGUGACAGUGAAUUUGAAUUUACCAGGCUAUGAGGCAGGUUUUGAUCGUCGAGGCUACAGCCAGGAUGGAUACGGCAAGGAUGGUUUCAACAGAGAUAACUAUGACCGGGAAGGAUACAACCGCUGUGGCUAUAACAGAUACAGUCUGGACCGUGAGGGCUAUUCUAAAUAUGGUUAUGAUGUGGAGGGCUUCGAUCGCAAUAGAGAGGAGGACACAACAGGGCGUUACCAUAGCAAUGGCUAUAAUGACUUCUGUCUGAACAGGAGAGGUUUGACAAGAGAUGGUUAUGACAAGCAUGGUUUUACAGUUGGAGGCAUAGAUGCCAAUGAGUGUUCCUACUAUUAUAAAGGCCCGUUUUCCACUACUCAGACCCUGAAGAUCUGGGACAUCCUGUCCCUACAGGGCCAGGGGUUUCUGACGACUUUCCCACGUCUGUGUCCCCCACUUGACCCCGUCCCCAUUAGCUGGGCUGAGCAGUUCUGGAUCACACAGAUCAAGGAUGUUUCAGCCCUAGUGCCGAGUUCUGUCCCAAACACAGAUCGUACACUGUCGGCCACGGACUCGCGCUUCUGUUUCGAUACCCAGUCCUUCCUAACACCGUGUACAUGUGAGACGACCAUAGCCAGCUGUGUGACUAACCCCUGUCUACUGGCCUCAUGUCCCUCCUGGCCAGAGGCGACCUGUCACAUCAACUUCUGUACGGAGUGUCGUGAUGUCUGGUUCUAUGAUGACCGGAUAGUUGACUGCCAUGGACAGAGAGAUUUCUGUGAGCCGAACCCUUGUCAGAAUGGAGGGAGUUGUGUCCCUUCUAUAUGGCCAACAGAACCCCAGCUCAUCACCUGUUCCUGUCCCCCUGGGUGGGAUGGACACCUGUGUCAGUAUCCUGCACUUGAUGUCUGUAGUCUCCCCAUCAAUACAGGAUCACUUUGUGGACAGGAGACUCGGUGGUAUUAUAACCCCCAGUCCCAGGCCUGUGAAGAGUUCAUGUAUAUGGGGUGUGGCGGUAAUGCCAAUAACUUCGCUACCCUAGAGGCCUGCCAGGGACGCUGUUCUAUUGGUGCAUGUUGUCACAGACAGCCCAUCUUCAGAAACAGAAACAUUGGAUAUGGUGUUCAGGGAUAUGAUAGGUAUGGCUUCAACAUAAAGGGAAUGAACAAACGAGGAGAAGACAGGAAUACAGACAACGCAUUCUUUAAUGGCAGGGAUCUUUACAACUCUAAGGGCUAUGACUGGCAGGGUUUUGACCGAUUUGGCUACAACAAGAAGGGAUUUGACCGUUUGGGCUAUGACAGAAAUGGUUUUGAUGGAGAGGGAUUCAACCUGCUGGGUUACAGCGAGAUAGGGGAAUACGAUGGCAACAUUGACUACAAUGAAGAGGGAUAUGACAAUGAGGGUUAUAACAGGGCUGGCAUGAACUGUCAAGGGCACAAUCGACGUGGUCUGAACUCCCGAGAGGUCACUGUGGCCUAUCGCUACAGCUGUAGGUCAGCUUCCUUAGACCAGUGUCAGAAUGUAGAGCAGGGUCAAGGUCAGAAGGUCAUCAAAUUUGUCCCAGGCCAGAGAUGUGAAACAACACUGUGUGAGAAGUCAUGUGGCUGUAGCCAUGGCAACAUGACAUAUGCUUUUGGUGAAAAGUUUCGGCGUGGUUGUCAGACGUGUACAUGUUUACCAAGUGGGUCUGUGAUUUGUGACUGCAUUAAUGUGCGCCAGAGAAAGGAGAUUCGUGAUAUGACACGGGAGGAGAUGGAGAAGUUCCAGGCAGCCAUCAAGCAUUUAGCCAAGGAGACUGGUCACCCAUCCCGCUGGUUCUCACUCGCCACGAUGUAUGCAGAUCACCGACCACAAGCUGUGGGAGGGGACCACUUCCUGCCCUGGCUGCGUUAUUACCUACAAUAUGUGGAGCAGGAACUCCAGGAAAUUGACUGCAGUCUCACGAUCCCCUACUUUGAUUGGACAGUGGAUGUUGGUGAUCUGAGGAAGAGUAUCGUCUGGGCAGCCAAUAUGUUUGGGGGUAACGGGGAGACGUUGGAAGGCUGUGUACGUAUUCAUCCUUUCAAAGAUUACCAUCCACCAUUCUGGGCCCCGUGUCUGCGACGUCAGUUCAACACCAAAAUCUACCUUCCUGAUGCUGUCAAUGUAGAGUUACUGAUGCGUGAACAGCGUUAUGAGAUGUUCCGACUGAAGUUGGAAGUGAUGUCCAACCAGUUCCAAGCUUGGGUCGGCGGCCAUUUGCAAACUGAGCUUGCUCCUUAUGACCCACUGUUUCUCUCUCACAUGGCUUUUGUAGACAGGAUUUGGUCAGAGUGGCAGAAACGUCAGGGUAACGGGUACUUUAACUACCCACAGAAACUGCGCUAUGUUCCUAUGGUCCCGUUUGAUGUAACUCCUGACGAUGUGAUGUCCUCAAAGGACCAGAUGUGUGUGGAUUAUCUGCCCCUGUCAGAGGGAGCAUUGUGUAAUACAUCGGUGCCUAUCUUUGGCUAUGACAGUGAGGGAUAUGAUCGUCAUGGUUAUGACAGAGAGGGUUAUGACAGGGAUGGAUUUAACAAACGUGCAAUGGACCGUGAAGGAAAUUCAGACAUGCGGGGAAUAUUUAGUACCACUGGUCUAGAUCGUCAUGGGUACAAGAGAAAUGGUUAUGAUAUGAUGGAUUUUGACCGUUAUGGAUUUUACUAUGAUACGUUUAACUUGGAUGGAGUUGACAGUGCUGGUUAUGACAGGGACGGAUACGACCGGUAUGGGUUUAAUCGCAAUGGAAUGACACCCUACGGAUUUCUAGGUAAUGGGACGUGGACACGGGGAGAGCGUUUAGACCUGUUUGAUCGUUUUGGCUACAAUAGGUACGGCUAUAGUAGUAACGGUUUGGACAGAAAUGGUUAUGAUGUAUUUGGCUUUGACUCUGUAGGCUUUGAUAAACGUAUGUGUAACAACUUCUAUCUUGGUCCUGCUUAUGUGGUCAUCAAACGCUGGGCAGAUGUGGAAUUGGAGAACUUGGACAACUUAUCCAUCCAAAUUAUCACUAGAAUCUGCCCUGAAGUCACAGUGCUCCCUUCCUGGGUCUACCCAUUCAGCUGGUUUCUCCGUGGUAAUCAGGUGGCUCAGAUAGAGGCUAUACAGAACAGGCAGCAGACAGACUACAGUCCUAGAACAUCAAGUGUCCUAGAUAACGACCUCUGGUUGCCUGUUCCUCCUGAUCACAGGUUGUGUUUUGUGACUAACUAUUACAACAAGUGUCCAUUUGGACAGUUGCCUGUGUCCUGUCCAGACAUGUGUGGGGACAGACAAUGUCCAGGUAUUGUAGAUGCUGUGUGUAGGACAAACAACUGUGGUCGCUGUCGCCAGGAGUGGUACAAUGGAAUCACGGGGAAAGUUAUUGAAUGUAGUGGUUGUGUGGAUGAGAAUGGAAAGGAGCGUCCGGAAGGGUCCACCUGGGCCCCUUCUGUGUGUAGAGUCUGUACUUGUCAGCAAGGCCUCCAGAACUGUGCUGACACAAUCUGUACUGAACCAACAUGUACCCACCCUAUACAGGUAUCCGGCCAGUGCUGUAAAUCUUGUGACGGAGGGUGUGACUACAAUGGCAGUAUCUACUCUAACGGGGAGGUGUUCCAGGAGUCUCAAUGUAAUACCUGUCAGUGUAACUAUGGAAGUGUGGAGUGUCGACGUAAACCCUGUCAGCUGACCCCUGGCUGUCGCAGUAGUUCCCUCCUCCCCGGAGACUGCUGCCCCACCUGUAUGGACUGUGGUAGUCAUAGUAACGGCUCUCGGUGGCGGGAACGUGACAGUCCAUGUGUAGAGCAUAGCUGUUUGAAUGGUGUGAGUAGUCAGAGGAGGAUUGAGUGUGGAGAGGCUAACUGUCAGCAUGCCUACACACCUGCUGGAGAGUGUUGUCCUGUCUGUGUUGCAUGUUUUUACCAGGGGAAGAUCAUACAAGAUGGAGAGCUUUUCACACCCAAUCUUUGCACAUCUUGUCUGUGUAAACAUGGCAAUGUUGAGUGUCUGGAUGAGCAGUGCCCUCGACCACAAUGUAGCAUGCCCAUCACCGCCCCAGGGGAAUGUUGUCCUACCAUCUGUAACAGUCGAGGGUACGGUGGAAUGUCUGUCCGUCCAGUGUGUGGAUUCCUGUACCCACCCCUCAGAUGUCACUCAGUGUUGUCCAUCCUGCACUGACUGUUAUUAUGACGGCAGCAUCCGUACCAAUGGACAGAACUUCUUAUCCAGCGACUGUAAACAGUGCGUGUGUGUGAACGGGAAUGUGAACUGUCAGGACCUAAUAUGUCCACCGCUGACAUGUACCAACCCAGUACAGGUCCAGGGAGAGUGCUGCCCCGUCUGUAGGGACAUCCAGCCACCGGCCCACUUGUGUACGUUCCUUGGUGAGCGAUAUGAGGAUGGUACAGCAUUCAAACACCCGGAGGACGGCUGUCGUACAUGUAUGUGUCGUUCGAGCCGUGUGACAUGUCAGGACCAAGUGUGUGAUAUACGAUGUGAACACCCUCGUCAUGACACGUGCUGUCCGGUCUGUGAUGACUGCCAAUUUGAGGGAAAACUCUACCCCAACACCAUGUCCUUCCAGCCUGAUAACUGUAGAAAAUGUCGCUGUGAUGAGGGAACAGUGACGUGCCAGGAGAGAACCUGCCCAGAUCUACGAUGUACCCAGACCAUGAAGGUCCCUGGUCAGUGCUGUGAGGUCUGCAGUGGUGCUGAUCCGUUUUUGCUGGAACGAAUAACCUUGACUGCAAAGGUUGAAGGUGAACCUAAGGUGUCACCUGUUAUCACGGAAUUCAUACAUCUUGUCCCCGAACUAGCAGGAUGUGAACACAAAGGUGAGCGGUAUCAAGAUGGACAACAGUGGAAGAUGGUGACUAAUCCGUGUGUGACCUGCUCCUGUUCCGCCGGACUCAUCACCUGUAUGGAGAUGCAGUGUUUCAAUACGUGUAACAAUCCUGUAAACGUCCCAGGCCAGUGUUGUCCUGUUUGUCCCUCGUGUCGAUACAAUGGUUUGUCGUACACUGAUGGAGAGAGCUUUAGCCCCAAUGGUGACCCGUGUGAUGUCUGUACGUGUGAGAGUGGAGGGCUCAAGUGUCAUCAUGAGAGUUGUCCCCAGAUCGCGAACUGUCCUGUAGAACAACAAGUGCCAGCAGCCCCAGGCCAGUGCUGUCCGACCUGUUCAGGCUUUGGGACUAACUGUACCCGCGAGACUGUUGGAGUAAGCCUUAGACCUCGGGCAACACGAGACCCGUGUGUUGUGUGUGAGUGUACGGCCUCGUUCCACUGGAUGUGUACCACUCAGAGGUGUAACCCUGUGGCCUGUCCACCCUCCGUCCAGCGUGUCCGUUCUGGCCAGUGCUGUCCUCAGUGUCCUGCCUGUUAUGAUACAAGAGAGGAUCGUUAUUACGAGGAAGGGACGACAUGGGCAGACAACUCUGAUCCCUGCAUGGUGUGUCGUUGUCAGGGUGGAGAGAUUAACUGUGUGGCAGUGGACUGUCCCAGGGUCUUCUGUCUUGAUGACCAGGUUCCUCUCCGUGCUCCUGGCACUUGUUGUCCAGUGUGUCAGGACAUUGACCGUGCUGAGUGUCUGUAUCAGGGUAACACCUACCAGACAGGUGAUGUAUGGACUAUCGACGAGUGUACGACCUGUAGCUGUUUGGGAGGAACAGUGAGCUGUACAACAGAACAGUGUGACUAUCAAAGCUGUGGAUUUGAAGCUGUCUUGUCCCAGAUACCAGGCCAAUGUUGUCCUGUUUGUCAGAUAAGUUCUGCCACCUGCCUAGUGUAUGGUGACCCACACUACCAAACAUUUGAUGGAAGCACAAUCAGUUUUAUGGGUAACUGUCGCUACAUCAUGGCUGCCGACUGUGAAAAUGAUGAUUUUGUAGUAGAAGUACAACAUGACCGACGGUCAGCUCCCUUUGCAGUGUCCUGGGCCCAGAACUUUACAGUCAAACUGUCUGGCUACAGGAUCGACCUGCUCCAGGAUGGAGUUGUCAGGGUUAACGGCCAGGUGGUGCUGCCAGAUCACCGACAGGGAAGUGUCUUCUCUUUAGAGACGAAGGACAACACCGUGUUCCUCAACACCCAAAUCGGAAUCAAGUUGGUAUGGAAUGGUGACAGUCAGGCAGAGCUCAGCGUGCCAGGUACUUACAAACGUAAGACAUGCGGACUGUGUGGAAACUUCAAUGGCUAUCCUCAAGAUGACAUGCGGACUCGCUCCAAACAGAUCACAAACUCUCCUAGCACAUUCGGCAAUAGCUGGAAGGCUGAUGACCAGACCUCGGACAACUGUGUUAACGCUGCAGACAUAGACCCAUGUAAGGAGGUGGGGUAUCGAGGCAAGCGUAUAGCAGAAACUAAAUGUGCCAUCCUCAAUGGUCCAGCUUUCUCCCGAUGUCACCGAACCGUGUCUCCCGAACCAUUCUAUGCUGCUUGUCGCCAUGACAUGUGUGUUUGUCUGGACAACGACACCUGUCUGUGUGAAGUCUUGUCCUCCUACGCUCGGGAGUGUGCCAAGAAGGGCAUCAGUCUGGCCUGGAGAUCAAGGGGACUAUCAGGGGGACUAUGUGAAUUCAACUGUAAUGUGACAAAAGGAUUCAUCUUUGAUGAGUGUGGCCCUGUUUGUGCUCGUACAUGUGAAAACUUUGACCAGCCAUCAACUGACUUAUCCAGCAAGUGUUACAAGCCAUGUGUAGCCAGCUGUCAGUGUCCAGCUAACAAGGUUCUAUAUAAUGGACACUGUAUUGAUUCCACUGCCUGUCCAAAUAUAAACAGGGCAUUUUCUGGCACCACAAACAUACGUAUACCUUAAUACAGGGACACUGCUGGGACAGAGUGGUAGGAGUUCAGGUUCUUUAUAAUGCAUUUACAUAGUUGUAGUGUGUGACACAGGUGAAACACAUGUGUACUGUUACCUGUGUGUGCGUGUGUACUGUUACCUGUGUGUGACAUGUGUACUGUUACCUGUGUGUGAAAUGUGUACUGUUACCUGUG